GCGAUAUAUUCACUCGAUGCGGCCUUUCAAACUUCCGCUCUAGCAACUGCACUUGUUGCUGACGUGCAUCCACCACUUACGCUACGACGCUGGCCUGCGACGUUGUAUAGCGCCAUUUUGCUAGCCUUGUGGGCUGAAAGCGCCUCUAAUGGCAUAUAUGGACGAAUCAUAACCGCAAGCCGCAACAUGGCGCUCGAUAGUGAUGACCAUCUGCCGGCUAGAUCAGGUCGACCACAUAGGUCCCGGAAGUUUAUGGCGGCGUCAUCUUCCCACCAAUAUAACGUCCUUGAAAUUUCAGGCCACCUUCUCUUUCAUAUGCACAACACCCCUGGUUCGCACGGGAACCACAACGGAUGGAACCUGAGCUUAACCGGCAUCCCCAGUCAGGAGCACGGCUCGCUUGAUUAGCGACUCUCAACCAACACCUUGAACCACAUGCGCGGCAUUUGAAGACGCCGUCUCCACGAAUUACCCCGGAUUUACUCGUUAAUACGAACCAGCGGGGUGCAUCCAUCCGUACCAGGGUUUCUCUAUAUAAGUUCCUUGUCACCGCCUAUCACCUGGCCCUGUCUUGACCAGACCCAUCGACAUCAACCCCCUACUCUCAGACAUCUGCAACUUUCCAUCAUGAAGUUUUUCGGAUUGGCUCUUGCCACCUUUAUCUUGGGCUCUUCAGCCUCCCCUGCCCAGCUUGACCCCCGCGCCGUCUCCAAAUCAUGGGGCGGCACGAGCAACUACUUCAUCCAGGGCAUGGCUGAUGACCUGCAGGAGAAGUAUAUCAAGGCUCUUGCAGCUACUGGUGCUCGCGUCAUCCGCGUUUGGGUUAACGCUCAACCCGGCAACAAUGCCUGCGUCAAGGGAAGCCGCAGUGUAACGAAGCUGCUCGACUUUGAGACGACUAUUGGCCAGUACAACUGGGCAACCCUGGACGCCCUUGACAAGACCCUUGUCCUUGUCGAGAAGUACGGCAUGAAGGCCCUGGUUUCUCCCCACGAUGCCAAUGCUCUCCACGGAGCCAAUGGCAAUGACAUCUACGGCCAAACUUGGGGCCCUGGAUACUUCUAUGAGAAACAGGAGGCCAUUGAUGCCUUUGAGGCCCGCCUCCGUGCCAUCUUCACGUACAAGGGCAAAUACUCCGGCAAGGUCUGGAAGGACUGGAACUCCACCAUCAUGGCCUUUGACAUUGAAAACGAGCCGUUCAGCUCCAAAACGGAGGAGUGCAAGUACAGCAGUGCCCCUACCUGGGUAUGUGGCCGUUCCAAGACCAUGCGUGACAUUCUAGGCGCAAACAACCCCAUUAAGAUUGCUACCGGUGGUUUCGGCGGCGAUAUCAGCCAGGGCUGCACCUUUGAGGCUGGCGCUACUAGCUGCCCAAGCGUAGACAUUGUCUCUGUCCACCGCUACGCUGGUCCGGAGUCCAGCAAUCCCAGCCAGUGGACCAACAGCUACAACAGCUGGCUGAAGCAGACCAACGGCAAGCUUGUCUUUGUUGAGGAAUGGGGCAUCAAUGGCACCAAAUACAGCCAGAAGGACGAGUUUGCCUCCAACACCAAGGACAUGAACGCUGGCGGGCUGCCCUUCCUGUACUGGCAAAUCUUGCCUGAGAAGGUCUGCGAUGUCAGUGACGGCGACCCCUUUGGCUUCUUCAUCAACAGCGGUGUUGAUAUUUCUACACCCAUGAACAACGCCAAGGCUACCAACAGUAAGCAGGACUGGUCUGGAAUCGUUUAAUGCGCUUUUGCAAGACCGCUGCCAUAUCAGUAAGAGUAAAUAUGAGUUGAUGACACUUACAUAUAUAAAUCAAGCACAAUAUCCCAAUUCUCGCCGGCGAUGGGAUGGAUAUCUGUACAUAGCUAGUCAUGGAAUAUAUCAAUCACACAACACCGUAUUUGAUCCAGGUACAGAUAGAGAUACUGUUCUUCAAUACAGAUGAUAAUCCAAUCACGAUUCUAUUAAUAACCAAAAAGGAUGUGUAUCUAUGUAGGGACGGCUAAUACUGCCGGAGUUGUUCCCAACCCUGUUGGUUUUGUCUUCAUUAUAAUUCAUACAGCUGCUUGGAAACCACCAUGACAGCGUCGCAGUCAUCUCCAGGGCGCAGAUUGGGAUGCUUUAAUUUUUCUUUUGUUUCUUUCAUUCUCGUUCGUCUCCAUUGAUGGGUGCUUUUUGGUAUGGCAAAGGGGUCACAAAUAUUUACUGGGAUUCGCUAACAACCUUGCAGAAGGCCUCGGCAACACGUUCAACGUUGGAGGUGUUAAGACCGGCCAUGCUGAUACGGCCGUUGGUGGUCAUGUAAAUGUGGUACUCGUCACGGAGCUUCUUGACCUGAUCAGGGUUAAGACCAGUGAAGCUGAACAUGCCAAUCUGAUCUGUGAUGUGGUUCCAGGUUCCAGGGGUGUUGAGGGCCUCAAGCUUGGAGCGCAGAGCAGCGCGCAUAUCCUUGAUACGGUUGGACAUGGUGAGGAGGUUCUCCUCCCACUCGGCAAAGAGCUUCUCAUCGUUCAGGACAGUAGAAACAAUGCGGCCGGCGUACAGAGGAGGGUUGGAGAUCUCAACACGCUGAAGAAGGGCGAGCUGAGAGCUAAUUCUGGUGAUGGUAGCCUCAGCCUGGGGGCUGGGACCAGUGACAAGGUGGAAGCAGCCGGCACGCUCACCGUAGAGACCAAAGUUCUUGGCGAAACUCUGAGCAACGACAAGCUCAAAGCCCUGUUCGAUGAAGUAGCGAACAGAGGCAGCGUCACGGGCAAGGCUGCCACUGGCGAAGCCCUGGUAGGCGCAGUCGAAGAAGGGGAAGUGGUUCUUGCUGCGGAUGAUGGUGGCAAGCUCCUUCCACUGGUCGAGCGUAGGAUCGACACCAGUAGGGUUGUGGGCGCAAGGGUGAAGAAGAAUGAUGGAGCCCUCGGGAGCCUCCUGGAUACCGCGCUUCAUGCCCUCAAAGUCGAGGCCGCGGGUCUGCUUGUCGAAGUAAGGGUAGUCGACGCAUUGGAAACCGACAUUCUCGAAGAUGGGCUUGUGGUUAGCCCAUGUAGGGUUGGAGACGUAAACCUUGGCACCAGCCUUGUAGAAUCUGGCAAGGAAGAGAGCGCCGAAGUGGACGGCACCGGUACCGGAGAUGGACUGGACAGAGGUCACACGCUUCUCCUUGAUGGCGGGGGAGUCGGCGCCGAGCAUGAGCUCAGCAGCCUUGGAGGUGAAAUCGGGAGUACCAGCGAUAGGGCCAUAUUCGUGGUUGAGGGCAGCAUUGUUGCGGAGAAUUUCAUCGGCCUAGAGUGGUAAGAGAAGCCAAGAGGUCAGCAUGCGUAAGGUGUGAGUGUUAAUACCGGGGCGAAGUAAGCCAGAGCUAAUGGUGCAGAAAUAAGCUUGUAAAGAGGAUAAUGGUCCCCGCAUGUACUCUCGAUGCAGGGAUUUGGGCAAAAAGCUCAAAAAAGACAGGAGGUGAAGUCAUGAUUGAUGUAUGAGGGAAAUUGACGAUGUUUUCGCAAUGCGCAAAUACUGCCCGCAGCUGCGCAAGUUGCGGCUGCAUCGCCGUUGGGCGAGCGUCGUACGACGGAGCAUGGUAGCGCAUGGCGGGGUACGAGCUCGGAUGAGGGACGCAGAAAAAUGCGCCACGGCUGCUGUCAAAGGGCGCGGCUCGCCGAUGUGUGUAAAACGUGGUAGAAAAACAUGAAAUAAAAAGUAUGCAUACCUUUUUUACGACGGGGAGAACCCAGGGCUUAGCAUCGUUAUCGCGGUAGGCACCGACACCCUAUGAGAGACGGCAUGGUUAGCUAUAGAAUGUUGGAGAUGGAGAGGCGCGGGGGAACUCACAAGAUCGACUUUCAGGGCGUCAGUAUCGGCUCUGAAGGCGCGAGUAAGACCGAACAUGCCAUCCUCAGGAGCCUGAGGGACGACGCUUUCGGGGAAAUUGGUAGUAGACAUGGCGGGAGAGAUGUGGUUUGCGAUGUUGUUGAGGCGGGCGAGGGAGGAUGAAGAAGAGGAAGAAGUGGAAGGGGCCAUGAUGGGCUGUAAAUCUUUUUUGACUCGUCCAGGCGGCUUCGGGGGGUGAUGACACAAGGCGCGCGGUUGGCUGGGCUGCUCAGCAGGCAAAGGUGGGCGGGCUACUACAGCGUGGUAGUGGGCUGUUGUAGCGCCUGUAGUGGGGAGUUUGCAGCGGGGGUCGGUUGCUGGAGCUGGAGCUGCUGCCAAAGUUGGACGAAUAAGCCUACAGAUAAUUGGUCAGUCUCAGGUUUUUUUUUUCUCAAAUCACAUUGUACCUGGCGCAGCUGAUGCAGGUGACGUUGGCAAGGAAGCGAACAAGGGAAGAAAAAAGACGCAUAUAAAACAGAUUGCCAGUGGUGAAGCUGACAAAAAGUUCCAAAAAACCAGGGAAGGAAAGAACGGAUUGAACAAAAGGACACCCCGUUCACACACACAGCCACCAGCUGUUUGACACCUGCGCCAGCUGCCAAUCGGUACUCUGCCAGUGCGCGCAAACCAGCUGGAGCAGCUGCGCGGUCCUCUCGUCUCCGGUGGCGCCCGACCCGGUUGGCGCCGAGCAGGACCGGCUUGCGGCGGACACCCGCCCACUUUGGGCAGGUACGGCUUGUUCGACCGUUGCUAGCCCUUGUGGUUUGGCAGCAGUAGCCGGGCCCUAAUUGCGAUCCCAAAGGCGUGUUUGAUAUAAAGGAUGUUGCGCCGGGGUCCGCGGCUGGAAGACCAGAUUGAACAGUGUGAGGCCGCGGUAUCCGACCUGGGGAACGGCUUCGCAAAAGGACGGAAGCGGACCCGACGACUUUGUGUAGGAGAGUGCUUUUGGUGCUAAUGCAAGGGCGCUGCGCUGCGUGUUACUUACAGUACAAUGACGUUGUGCAGGAAUCGGGACAGGCCGGGGGAGUCGAAGAGGCGGGUGUCGGCGUGAAGAUUGUGCGACGGUGCUUGAAUGCAAAAGACGAGGUUUAGCAGGAAGCAAUGUAAAGGAUAAAAUACAAACGACGAAAAUCGCUGGCGUUUACCAAAGGCGUUUGCGGCGGGUGGCCUCGUGGGUUUUAUGGCGUGGGGUCUCCAUUCCCGGCUCUGCCUUGCCUUUCACAGAGGCCGAGGCUGCUUCGGCUACGCCAGUAUGGCGGGUGGGUGGUCACUGGCAUGAGCUUGCGACACUUGUAGUAGCGCACGCAACUGUGCCUGCGUAAUGCUUGCAAGUAAGGUAGCGAAGGGGAACAUGAGAAAAAUUCCGACAAGUCAUGUACCAAUUGUAGAGCGG
Molecule: messenger RNA, 5236 nt
Organism: [Torrubiella] hemipterigena
Lineage: Eukaryota; Fungi; Ascomycota; Sordariomycetes; Hypocreales; Clavicipitaceae
Source: the annotation of a GenBank genome assembly